Molecule: messenger RNA, 258 nt
Organism: Colletotrichum acutatum
Lineage: Eukaryota; Fungi; Ascomycota; Sordariomycetes; Glomerellales; Glomerellaceae
Exons: 2
Biological process (GO): transmembrane transport; carbohydrate transport
Cellular component (GO): membrane
Molecular function (GO): carbohydrate:proton symporter activity
Source: RefSeq, a predicted model, not a curated record
AACUAUGUGAUUGUCCAAAUCACACCAAUCGGAAUCCAAGAUCUGGGAUGGAAGUUUUGGAUCGUUUUCACAGUCUUGAACGCUGCGUUUCUGCCUGUCAUCUACCUCUUUUAUCCUGAGACAGCAAACCGAACACUCGAAGAUCUCGACGAGUACUACCGCAAUGACCCACCUCUCAUCGUCAUUGGAGACAAGGACGCGAUUGCCAGUAAAAGACCUAAGAAAUAUGUCGACAGACAAGAAGCACAUGUUCAGCGC